AGCACGAAGGGCUCUUAUUGUGAAAAAGAGACUCUUCGAAUGACUGCUCCCCCCUUCCCAGCCUCGCCUCUCCCCUCCCCACGGGGAGGUGGGUCUGCGCUGCUGCACAGUUUGAAAACUCGCAGCUGAAGUUUGGAGCGUGUCCUCCUUCCCCGCCAGCGCCCAGCCAGCAACCGUCCAGCGGCGGGAGACGGGCAGCAGGGGCCGAGCGGGCGGGUGUGGGGCCGCCCGCCCGCCCCGCACCCCCCCGCAAAGCUUGCCAGCGAGGCCGGGCGAGCGAGGAGAUCCCUCGGGAGCAAGGACCCGGCGAGGGCGGGCUGCGGGAGCCCGGGCUGCGUGUGGCGCGGCGGUGCGGAUGGUAACCCCGGCGUGACAACAUCUGGCUGCAAUUAACAGCAGAGCGAGAGGAGGCGCCUUGAUUAGUCGCUGAAGGAUUUUUAGCUUUUUUUCUUUUUUUUAAUAAGGGGUUUUGGUUUUGUGUCGGAGCCCCGCAGGUGGCUCCUGCCAGCGAGCCACGGGGCUUGGUGCCGGUGAGAGGAGAGGACCGCGUGCCGCGUCCUCCACUGGAGACGGAUGAAGCAAGUGGCUGAAGGACAAGAGGAGGCGCGCUCCGGCUGGCACGGCCAGGCAUGGCCCAGCGACCAUGGCGAAGGACGGGGCUGAAACACCCGCCAGCGGCUGCAUGCGCCUUCCUGCUGGCCCUGGCCCUGCUGGCGCUCACCCGCCUGCCCCCGCUGCUUCCCAGCGGUGAUGGGGAGGUCCCCUCCCCGGCGGGGACAUUGCCCCAGCCCCGGCCCAGGCCCCGGUGGGAUACGGGGGCCCCCCAGCUGGGGGGCUUUGCUCACGGCCAGGAGCCCCCCUGGCCCCACGGCAGCCCAGGGAUGGAGGAGCAGAGCAGCCGGCGUGGGCCAAACCGCCAGCUGCCCCGUGGGAGGAGGCAGCACAGCGCUGCGGGAGCUGCAGAGGCUUCCGUCGAGCAGCUGCGCGGGAAUAUCCCCCUUCUUGCUGAGGUGGAAGAGGAGCAUCACAGCCACGUCCGCCGGCGGGAUGUAGAGGACGGCGCUCCCCUCCGUGGCCCCCAGCAGCAGCUGGCAGCCCCUUCCUUCUCCCCCUCGCUUCCCAGGAAGAAAGGAUGCUCGCGGGGCGGCAAGCUGGCGGUUGGCAGCCCCCUUACGAACGCUUCUGCACCCUGUGGCCAGCGCAAACCUGACGUCCAGCCUGGGCCACCACCUUCCCGUCCGCCCAGAGCCUUUCUCCUGGGCGCGGCCGACGGACCACCCGGGAGAGACUCCCCUGGCAGCCGGAGGCGGGCGGCCGGGCCCUCCUCGCGCCCUCCGAGGCUGCACUUGGGAAAAGGGUUACGGACCCCGGGAAGGUGUCCAGAGACGCCGGGCCAUUCCCCUGGCGCCCCGCAGGAGGGUAGUCUGCGGUUUGGAGAGAAGAUCCCGCCUUGGUUUUCUGCCGAUGAUGUGCAGAAGAUGAAACUGCUGGCGAAUGGCGAGGUGGUGGCCAAAACCAGAAUCCCAGCCCACGGCCAAAUACUGCGGGUCAGCCUUCAGGCUGCCCCGGGCACUUUCGGGGCUGACCGGGAAGGAGACUGCCUCGACGGGCUCUGUGGCCUGAUCAAACGGCCCGGCGACCUCUACGAAGUCCUGGCUUUCCACCUGGACAGAGUCCUGCGGCUGAACAGGAGCCUGCCCGCCGUGGCCCGCCGCUUCGACAGCCACCUCCUGCCUUACAGAUACACCGACGGUGCGCCGCGGCCUGUCAUCUGGUGGGCGCCAGAUGUGCAGCACCUGGAAGAUGCCGACAACGACCAGAACUCCUUCGCGCUGGGCUGGGUGCAGUACCAAGCCCUGCUGCGGCAGCGCUGCGGUGCGGCGGGUUCCUCCGUGGCGGUGGUGGAGCGAGCGCCUUGCCUCAGCGUUGAGCACGCCGAGUGGAGCCGGCUGGCACUCUUCGAUUUUCUCCUCCAGGAUGAAUAUACAACCCCUUUUUUUCCUCCCAGCGCCUUUCAGAGCUGUUUGCUGACAGAUGAGGAAUGCAGAAAACUCAGGACUUAAUCCAAAUUCUGUUUUAAUGGCUAUAGGAUUUUCUGCCCUUCAGGCUCCUGGAUGAGCUCUGUCUCCCUUGGUUCGGACCUGCUCUCUGAGCCUUGGCGACUCGCCACCCAGGCUAGGCUCGCAUGGCUUUCUCCCCAGCUCCCAUGUCUUUUCAAUGAUGCAAGAGUUAGCCAGACUUUUUGGUGUCUUAUUUGGGAACUCUAGUAAUCAUAAAUGAUGUCUACUGAAUGCUUUCCUGUCAGCUCUGUACAAGUAAAAGCCUAGUCCUUCCCUUCUUUCUCUUCACACCUGGCAGAAAGACAAAAACAAAUGUCUGGAGUUUCAUUACCUUUUUGACCCCCUAACUGCUUCACAGGUUCAGUCCUCAGUCUUCAGGAUUUAAUGGUCCUGGUGGGUCCAAUUGCAUCCUCAGUAUGGCAGUCUCUACUUUAUGUGGUUUUGUAUUGUAAUUUCCAGUGUUUCCUUUCCACAGGAAGUUGGGAGAAGUAGCUCUUGGCACGGGAAGAACUGGUGCCGGUCCUGGUUAGCCCCUGGGACCUUGGCUCAGGGCUUUCUUUUCCGUAUCCAUAGGAUAUUGCCCUAUUUCACUACAUGAAGAAGGGCUUAAAUCAGUGAUGAUUAUAAUGGGCUUUGAGCUCAUUGGUUGGAAGAUGGUAUGCCACAUAUCUUUUUUUUGUGGCAGUAAGAUCUAUUGUACCAUUCAUUAAAGCCAUUUCAGCUCUGAUGAGUGUAAAUGAAUAUAAAUGGCACAGGGAGAGUCAAGGGGAGGAAGAGCUAGUCAGCACAUCAGAGAUGCUCUCAACACCUCAACAAUUAGGUAAUUAGUCUUCUGGGGACUCAUCUUGGACACCAGACUCAGCCUCCGCCUUAUACCUCUGCUGAUCUAACAUGCAGCUUUUUUGGUUUCCUCAAAACAGCCCCACAGCAGUGGAUGAACAUUCACAUCCCAGUGGGAUGCAGUCAUUGCAUAUCCAGCUGGGCACACACAGUGGCUGGCACAUGAACCAGCCAGGGCAGAGUGGUUGUUUUUUAAUGGACACACUGUCAAUGUGGGGCUCCACCUUCAGGAAAGGAGAGGAAGGGGCAAAAAAGCGGCCUACGUGUGUGGUUAUGUAAACGUAAAGUAAUGGAAGCAGGGAAUCAUUUCUGGAGCACAUGUGGCUAGGCACUGAGCUUGCGCCUGUGUUUCCAGAAGCCUGAGCCAGCCUGCUGCUAAGUUAACAGUUUUUAUAGUUAAUAAAGGAAUUGUUUCCCUUACCUCUCUGAGACGGGAGAGUGGAAGCUCGCUCAAGGCACUGGGUCAGGCUCUGCAGCUGACGCCUGCAAUGCCCUGCUCUGUGCCGACUGAGCUCCGUCUAUUUCCUACUGGCGCAGUUCUGUGAUGCCCUUCAGCCAGCUAUUCCCUGCCUCCCGUUGGCAUGAGCGUUGUCAAGUGUCGAAGUGGUGCUAUGGAAGUCUUGACUUAUUACCAUAUCCAUAUCACCAUUAUCACAACAUCUCCUUCCCCUGCACAGUGUUUCAGGCUGCGGUUCAGGGUCUUCAGAUGUCCACAGCCUUGUGUUUUUUGCAGAAAGGGGUUAGGCUAUUUCACUGGGAACUGGGGCCAAAAGGUGGAGACCCACAACAACAUCCCAUAACAGCCGUAGGUUUCUGCACAGUCCCUCCGUGAAUAUGGAGAAUUUCCAUCUUCCUGCUGCAUGAGUACAUAUGAGGUGUCCAUAAAUCAUCUCAGAUUUUCUUUAUGCUCUGUACAGUCUGUUAAUUCUGCUACGAUGGAAAACAACAUAGUGAGUGAGAGAAACUGGUGUGCUGAGCUUUCCUAUACCAAGAUGAAGGAAAUGCAUGGAAGAAAUGUGAUGUUUUCCUUCAUUUCAAUGUUUUUUUCCUGUCAAAAGAAGCUAGUACUUUAACUGUUGGGUCUACCAGAGGAGAAAUAGUGACUUGAGUGCUUCAUUAUACAUCAGGAAAUACAGAAAUUUGUUAAGGAAUUUUGGUGGGGGACUAGUAUUGCUUCUGAAAGAGUUGCGAAUAUAAUGGGUAGGGAAUUCAAACUUUGUGUUUCCUGCUCCAUCAUCUUCCCCAGUGCUUGAUUAGUGUUUGGGGUUCAGCCUGAACUCUCUCGCAAAACACAACCCUGCUAUAAUUGGUAAAUUCUGCUAAUUAUUAGGAUGAGAUGAAUAGGAGGCCUCUGUGAGUUGGUUGGUUCCUGUCCAUUCAUCACCUGUAGAUCACCCCAGGCUCACUUGAGACUUGCUCCAGCCCUACCAAGCGGUGCAGGAGCCUCUGUGCAGCCCGAACCCCAGUUCCUGGGUCUGCAAUAAUAACAAAAGAAUCCAAAGCAAGAGCGUGAGCCAUACACCUUUGCGCUGCAACUGGGCAGCUGGACAGCCUCACUCAAAAUUGGCCAAGGUCUCUCCCUCCUGGGGAGCUUGCCUCAUAUAUAUGUGUAUAUAUAUAUAUUUUUUUCUUCAAUGGUCCAAACAGGCUGUCAGAGCUGUAGGCGGUGAGUCCACACCCCAUACCUAGCCAUGGCAGCUCUCACACACAGCCAUGGUGAAGGGUGUCCAACAGAGGAGAGCUGCCCAUCUGCCCCAGAGGCCAACAGAGAAGAUCCAGCGACUUCUUCUGACAAAGCUAAUGAAGCUUAAUGGCUAUCAAGGCAGGGUCAUUAAAGAUGGGUCUUAAUGAGCCUUGUUUUAAAGUGGGCUCCCCUUCUUUCCCCCAAGGGCAUGGGUGGAAGUGCUGUGCAAGGGGGCUGGAGCCAGCAGGUGCACGGUAUGGACAGGGGCAAGGGAGGCUCUGCUCUGGCAUCAGCAGGUGCAAAGACCUGCAUGAGCAGUCCCGUUCAUUUUUUAGCCAGCAACAGUGGUAAGAUUAACAGUGGUGCAAAGCGGGAUACCGGAACCAGAGGACUUUUUCCAGCAACACAUGCCACAAGGCUGAGAUGCCACCAGCAAAUGUUCAAAGCAGGGCUUGGUUGGCAGUAGUUCUCCCCAGUGCUCCUGUCAGAGGUUGUCUCGCUUCCCAAGCAGCCAACUACCUCCACUGGGUGUUGCUCUGAAACACCUGAGCUCAGGCUCACGUUUCCUGGAAAUCCAUAACAAUCUCUGGGAUGAACCUUUCCCUCCCUCUUCCACAGGUCUCCACAGGGGAAGAGGCAGCCCUUAGGCUUUGGAUAUCAACGUCGAAUAUAUUAAUUACUGCUGGAUGUCUCUGUCUCAUGUGCCUUCUGUCAGCAAAUGCCUGUAUUGCUAGCGCUGUAUCGCUAGGGUUGUUCCUAGCAGGGUUGCUGAUAACUCUGGGUCUGAAAGCAGGCAGAAUAAUCUAAAUCACACCCUUGCAUUCGGUAAAUUCAAAUAUUUUCAAAUUCAAGAGUCACUGGCAACGGCUGGUGCACGGGAAGGAGCAGGGACAGGCAGGCGGUGCCAUCCCCCACCUGAAUAACACCUGAAAUACAGAGCGCUUCCAACAGCACCAGCAGUUCUGCAGGUCUUUGGCAUGGGAUGGGGGCAGCACUUGCAUUUUGCUUGACAGCCUCAGCAACAAGGAGGUUUAACAGUGCCUGCAAAUAAUUAAGUGCAGAUGUCUUAAAACAAGUUAUCCUGGCCCAACUUAAGCAUUGUGCUUGCUCUGUAUAAAGCAUAAAUUGCUUUUUCUCUAACUGAUCCUUUUCCACUCUUCUUUUUAUUAAGAACUGUUAGAUUACUGGUAAGGAUGGAUGAAACAGCAUACAGGAGAAGGGAGCCAGCUGAAACCAUCAUCUGGUGAACCAAGACUCAGCCUGAGAAAUAUCUCUUUUUGUGGUUUCAAAAACUAGAUUCUCUUGUUUUUCUUUUUCUUUCUUUUCUUUUCUUUUCUUUUCUUUUCUUUUCUUUUCUUUUCUUUUCUUUUCUUUUCUUUUCUUUUCUUUUCUUUUCUUUUCUUUUCUCUUCUCUUCUCUUCUCUUCUCUUCUCUUCUCUUCUCCUCUUCUCUUCUUUUCUUUUCUUUUCUUUUUCUUUUCUUUUUCUUUUUCUUCUUUUUCUUUUUCUUUUUCUUUUUCUUUUUCUUUUUUGCAUUCACUGCGGUGUACUUCACCUCUUGGUUUCAGCUGGAAGCAUGAUCAAUCUAUACAAAUAUCAAGUGCAGAAAUACCGCGAGCAGCAGGUGUCUGAACCGUAGCAGGAAAGCCUGUCACUGUGAUCUUUGCAAGUCUUUUCUCUAAGCCAGAGUGCUUUUGAAAAUCAGCUAAGCUUCUGAAUGUUUCCCUGCCCCUCACUCACUCACUGAUAGAAGCAGCUUUUCAUUAAAGGACUAGUGAGAUUUCUUAGAAA
Messenger RNA from Dromaius novaehollandiae (emu), 6374 nucleotides. RefSeq names its product golgi associated kinase 1A (gene GASK1A). Gene Ontology annotation, cellular component: Golgi apparatus. The record is from RefSeq and is a predicted model, not a curated record. The coding region runs from base 630 to 2063 and encodes 477 amino acids. The transcript has 3 exons. NCBI's taxonomy places the organism in Eukaryota, Metazoa, Chordata, Aves, Casuariiformes, Dromaiidae.